UUCACGCCGCGUUCGCGCCCUUCGCGGCCUCAUGGAGUCCAGUUUCAAGCCAAAGCAAGCCACAUGGGAAGAUGGCUACAACGGUGAAGGCCAUCACGAAGUCAACUUGAUCCAAUUGGAGAAGAAACUGCAGAAUCUGCACGACUUGGUGGAGACGCGCUUUGAAGAGCACUUCAAACUGCUGCAAGCGUCGCUCAACAGGUCGGCCAAAGCCGAUGUUGAUGAGGACUCUCAAGUAGAGUCGAUGUAUGAAGACAGCCAGGACUUCGAAAGAGAUGCUCACAUUGCCAACAUGAUGGUUCCCGCCGCCAACACUGAGAAGUCGGAGGCCUCAGAGGCAGACACUGCAGCGGACAGGUGUCACAAGAAGAGUUUGAGCAUGCAGACCCAGGGGAUCAAAAAGGGCGACUGGAAAAGUUUGGUCAUAGAGAAGUUGGGCCGCCGUACUCGUCGGCUUCUUAGGCUCGCAGAGUCUCCGGCCGCCGACGGACCUGGGAAUGGCAAGCGGGCCGCCAUCGUGGUGCAUACAAAGCGGCCGGAUGAACAGAUUGAGAAUCAGAGCAAAGUGCGGAAAUGGGCUGGAUAUAUGGUCUACUCCCCGCUGUUCUCGUACACCAUCACCUUGUUGAUCUUGCUGCACGUGAUUUUGCUUGGGGUCGAAGUGGAUCUUUCAGCCUCAGUAGCGCUGGAAGAUAUGCCAUCCUGGUUCAGUACAUUCAACGCUGUCAGCGUCACAUGCUUCGUCAUUGAAUUGAUCCUUAAGUUCGUUGCACUUGGCUGCACUGGAUUCUGGUACGGCUCAGAUGCCUAUUGGAAUAUCUUUGAUUUCAUAGUCAUUGCCGUUAGCGUGGUUGACGUGGUCCUGGACUUUUGGGCCAGGCUGCUAUCUCCUUCCAUGAGCACGGGUCAGCUGAGGCUGCUCCGCAGCAUCCGCUUCGCGCGCGCCUUGCGCAGCAUUCGCAUCGUCCGACUCUUUCGGUACAUCGGCGCCCUGCGGACCUUGGCUCUCAGCAUCCUCAGCACCAUGGUGUCGCUCUUUUGGACCUUAGCGCUCUUGAUCAUUAUUUUCUAUAGCUUUGGCGUAGUCUUAACGCAGCUGGUGGUGGAGCAUUGCCGUUUCCUGGGCAUGGAUUCAGGCGCUGGCAAGGUAGCUCCCAUGUCCUACUGCCCUGGAGAGCUGAGAAAAUAUUGGGCGAAUGUGCCUGAGAGUAUGCUAACACUCUUCAUGGCUAUCUCUCAAGGCCUGAACUGGGAAGAUGCCAUGGAGCCCCUGCGCGACGUCUCGGUCCUGGCCGUGGUGCUUGUGAUCCUCUAUGUAGUCAUCACAGUCUUUGCUAUUCUAAAUGUGGUCACGGGCGUUUUCUUGAACACCGCUAUCGAAAGUGCCGGGGCCGACAAAGACGUCGCGACCAUUCGACAGGUUCAUGCGAAAGCCCAGCAGGUGGAAGCACUGCAGCAGAUCUUUAGGGAGAUCGAUCGUGAGAACGACAACGAGGUGAAUUUCGAGGAUGUGAGGAAUGCCAUGUCUUCAGGGGAACUCUCCAGUUUUAUGGAAUCUCUGGGCAUUUCCACCGAUGAUGUGAGGACCUUAUUCAUGCUACUGGACUCGGAACAUAAAGGGCUUAUUGAUUUGGAUGAGUUUGUGUCUGGCUGUAUGCAGCUCCACGGCCCUGCCAAGAGUAUGCAGAUGGCUAAGAUGAGCUACGAAAAUAAGCUCACGCGUCAGGCGUUGCAGAGCUUGAAGAAGGAGAUUCUGAAGAUGAGGAAGGGCCUGAAACCAAGCAACAAUAUCUCCACACAGGAGGAUGAGGACACCACCACAGAGCAGUUCUGAGGGCACUGGCCGCCACCGGCCUCUCAAUGGAGGAUGUGCACUGGCCAGUGUGCCGCAACUGUCGCGAAGUCUUGGGGCGGAAAUAGUUUUGA
This is a messenger RNA of Cladocopium goreaui, 1926 nucleotides long. The record is from the annotation of a GenBank genome assembly. NCBI's taxonomy places the organism in Eukaryota, Dinophyceae, Suessiales, Symbiodiniaceae.